ACAGCGCGUAGCUUCUCCCUCUCUCCGCCACGCUCCCUCACAUUCACACACAAACACCACAGCCCUCCUCUGGGUCGGAGGAGACGCCAGCCAAAGGAGGCGGGGUUGCAGGAGGAGAGUCCGCUCUGCGCAAUCCAGUCCGGGACUUGGCUCCGCCCGGGAGCCGCGGCCUCUCCAGUGACAGAGGAGUAGUGAGCGGCACCGGGUGAGGCUGCAGCCAACUCCGCUCCCCGCGCACUCGGCCGCCCAGGCGCUCGGGACUCAGCAGCGGCGCUUCUCCGCGGGGCCGACCGCCCGCAAUGCCCGCUUAGGAGCAACGGCAGCGGCCAGCAUCGCCACACCCGGGCAGCAGCGCUCGCGGUCGCAGAGCGGGGGGUACAGCUUGCCCCCUGCCCCAGCCCCCACCCCGCCCCCCACCCUGAAAUGACUUGUUAAUCCGCGCGGACACCACCGAAGGGACUCACCGGAGUGGAAUCCAAGUGGAAUUUGGAUUUGGAGAAGAGUUUCUUGAACAUUUACUCCUUCCUUGUUGGUUUUUUUUUUCUUUUCUUUAUUUUUUUCCUCUCCCCUUCUGCGCCUGUCAUUGGAGAUGAACACAGCGCGUUUGCUUCCCAGAAAGUAGUCGCCGCGACUGUUACCCCCAAAGAGACGAACACACAUGUAGGAAUGACAAAGGCUUGCAAAGGAGAGAGCGCAGCUUGCGGCCCGGAGAGAUCUCCUCGAUAAUGGAUUACUAAAUGGGAUACACGCUGUACCAGCCCGCUCCGAGCCCCGGCCGCCUGCCCGUCGAUGCACCGAAAAGGGUGAAGUAGAGAAAUAAAGUCUCCCCGCUGAACUACUAUGAGGUCAGAAGCCUUGCUGCUAUAUUUCACACUGCUACACUUUGCUGGGGCUGGUUUCCCAGAAGAUUCUGAGCCGAUCAGUAUUUCGCAUGGCAACUAUACAAAACAAUACCCGGUGUUUGUGGGCCACAAGCCAGGACGGAACAGCACGCAGAGGCACAGGAUGGACAUCCAGAUGAUGGUGAUCAUGAACAGAACCCUCUACAUUGCUGCUAGGGACCAUAUUUAUACUGUUGAUAUGGACACCUCACACACAGAAGAAAUUUAUUGUAGCAAAAAACUGACAUGGAAAUCGAGACAGGCUGAUGUAGACACAUGCAGAAUGAAGGGAAAACAUAAGGAUGAGUGUCACAACUUUAUUAAAGUCCUUCUAAAGAAAAAUGAUGAUACUCUGUUUGUCUGCGGAACUAACGCCUUCAACCCUUCUUGCAGAAACUAUAAGAUGGAUACUCUGGAACCUUUUGGGGAUGAAUUUAGUGGAAUGGCCAGAUGCCCAUACGAUGCCAAACACGCCAACGUUGCACUGUUUGCAGAUGGGAAACUAUACUCAGCCACAGUGACUGACUUCCUUGCCAUCGAUGCAGUCAUUUACCGGAGUCUUGGAGACAGCCCAACCCUACGGACCGUCAAGCAUGAUUCCAAAUGGUUGAAAGAACCAUACUUUGUCCAAGCAGUGGAUUAUGGAGACUACAUCUACUUCUUCUUCAGGGAAAUAGCAGUGGAGUACAACACCAUGGGAAAGGUAGUUUUCCCGAGAGUGGCUCAGGUUUGUAAGAAUGACAUGGGAGGAUCUCAAAGAGUCCUGGAGAAACAGUGGACGUCCUUCCUGAAGGCUCGCCUCAACUGCUCGGUUCCCGGAGACUCUCAUUUUUAUUUUAACAUACUCCAGGCGGUCACAGACGUGAUUCACAUUAACGGCCGUGAUGUUGUGCUGGCCACCUUUUCCACACCUUAUAACAGCAUCCCCGGGUCAGCAGUGUGUGCCUACGACAUGCUUGACAUUGCCAAUGUUUUCACGGGGAGGUUCAAAGAACAGAAGUCUCCAGAUUCCACUUGGACACCAGUUCCUGAUGAACGCGUGCCCAAGCCCAGGCCAGGUUGCUGCGCUGGCUCAUCGUCCUUAGAAAAAUACGCAACCUCCAAUGAGUUUCCCGAUGAUACCCUGAACUUCAUCAAAACGCACCCACUCAUGGAUGAGGCUGUGCCUUCUGUCAUCAACAGGCCGUGGUUCCUGAGGACGAUGGUCAGAUACCGCCUGACCAAAAUUGCAGUGGACACUGCUGCCGGGCCGUAUCAGAAUCACACUGUGGUUUUCCUGGGAUCAGAGAAGGGAGUCAUCUUGAAGUUCUUGGCCAGGAUAGGAAACAGUGGUUUCCUAAAUGACAGCAUCUUCCUGGAGGAGAUGAGCGUUUAUAACCCUGAAAAGUGCAGCUACGACGGAGUGGAGGACAGGAGGAUCGUGGGCAUGCAGCUGGACAGAGCCAGCGGCUCGCUGUACGCUGCGUUCUCCACCUGCGUGGUAAAGCUGCCCCUCGGCCGCUGCGAACGACACGGCAAGUGUAAAAAAACCUGCAUCGCCUCCAGAGACCCAUACUGCGGGUGGGUAAAGGAAGGAGGUUCCUGUGCCCACCUGUCACCCAGCAGCAGACUGACUUUUGAACAGGACAUAGAACGUGGCAAUACAGAUGGCCUGGGAGACUGUCACAAUUCCUUUGUGGCCCUGAAUGGGCACUCCAGUUCCCUCUUGCCCAGCACCACCACGUCAGAUGCGGCGGCUCAAGAGGGGUAUGAGUCUAGGGCAGGAAUGCUGGACUGGAAGGAUCUGCUCGAUUCACCUGACAGGACAGACUCUUUGGGGGCGGUGUCUUCCCGUAAUCACCAAGACAAGAAGGGAGUGAUUCGGGAAAGUUACCUCAAAGGCCAUGACCAGCUCGUCCCUGUCACCCUCCUGGCGAUUGCGGUCAUUCUGGCUUUUGUCAUGGGGGCUGUAUUCUCUGGCAUCAUUGUCUAUUGCGUCUGCGACCACAGGCGCAAAGACGUGUCCGCUGUGCAGCGCAAAGAGAAGGAGCUCACCCACUCGCGCCGGGGCUCCAUGAGCAGCGUCACCAAGCUCAGCGGUCUCUUUGGGGACACCCAGUCCAAAGACCCGAAGCCGGAGGCCAUCCUCACACCACUCAUGCACAACGGCAAGCUCCCCACACCCGGCAACACGGCCAAGAUGCUCAUCAAGGCCGAUCAGCACCACUUAGACCUGGCGGCCUUGCCCACCCCGGAGUCCACCCCGACCCUGCAGCAGAAGCGGAAGCCCAGCCGCGGCAGCCGCGAGUGGGAGAGGAACCAGAACCUCAUCAACGCCUGCACCAAGGACAUGCCCCCCAUGGGCUCCCCUGUGAUCCCCACGGACCUGCCCCUGCGGGCCUCCCCCAGCCACAUCCCCAGCGUGGUGGUCCUGCCCAUCACGCAGCAAGGCUACCAGCACGAGUACGUGGACCAGCCCAAAAUGAGCGAGGUGGCCCAGAUGGCGCUGGAGGACCAGGCGGCCACCCUGGAGUAUAAGACCAUAAAGGAGCAUCUCAGCAGCAAGAGUCCCAACCACGGGGUGAACCUGGUGGAGAACCUGGACAGCCUGCCCCCCAAAGUCCCCCAGCGGGAGGCCUCCCUGGGCCCUCCAGGAGCCUCCCUGUCUCAGAACGGCCUGAGCAAGCGGCUGGAAAUGCACCACUCCUCCUCCUACGGCCUUGACUAUAAGAGGAGCUACCCCACGAACUCGCUCACAAGAAGCCACCAGGCCACCACUCUCAAAAGAAACAAUACUAACUGCUCCAAUUCCUCCCACCUGUCCAGAAACCAGAGCUUUGGCCGGGGAGACAACCCGCCCCCCGCCCCACAGAGGGUGGACUCGAUCCAGGUGCACGGCGCGCAGCCCUCGGGCCAGGCCGUGACUGUUUCGCGGCAGCCCAGCCUCAACGCCUACAACUCGCUGACGAGGUCGGGGCUGAAGCGCACACCCUCGCUAAAGCCGGACGUACCUCCCAAACCCUCCUUUGCCCCCCUUUCCACAUCCAUGAAGCCCAAUGACGCGUGUACAUAAUCCCAGGGGGAGGGGUCAGGUGUCGAACCAGCAGGAAAGGCCAGGCGCGCGCCCAGCUCGGCGAGGCCCUCCACUGCCUGAGUACCCACCAGACCAAGAUGGCCGCGGCGGAGCGGAGGACGCUGGGUCCCCCCUCGGGGGCGCAGGGGGACCCUGGAAAAUUGGGCCACGUGGUUGGGUGAAGGUUUGCGACGCGGGACUCACCUCCAUUCUCUGACUUCACUCUCCCCUCACACCGUGCAGCAGGUCGGACUCACGAGAGACUUAAAUUAUCAUCACAAACAUGAGCCAAAAGCACAUACCCACCCACCUUCCCACGCAUGCGAGCGCGCACGCGCACGCACACACGCUCACCCCACCCACACCCACACCCACACCCACACCCACACCCACAUCCGCAGGUGAACAAUGACUGCAACAUGUUGUCCGUGACUGCACCGGGCGCCUGCAAACAGGGCUGGCGUUCCACCUGCAAAACACAGAUACAUUUUUAAAAAUCAUGAAAAUUAAAAAGACAAAAAAAUAAAGAAUUCAUUGAUAAUUCUAACUCAGAACUUUAACAAUGGCAGAAGUUUACUAUGCGCAGAUACUGUGAAAUGCCCACCAGUGUUACACCUUUCUGUUAUUAGCAGAUGAACGCCAUGUUGGGCAACUAUGUCAGAUUUCUGCUCCUCUCUUUUAAUGAAAUAACGUGACCGUUAACGCAAGUAACUCUUUAUUUAUUGUUCACCCUUUUUUUCCUUAAGGAAAGGACUCUUCCACAUACCAUCCAAUGAACAGCUCUUCAGAAAGCCCCUUGAAAGUUAAACUAUUUAACGUGAAAUCCAUUAACUGGAAUAAUUGAGUUUAUUUUUACAAUAAAUUCACUGAGUAAAUAA
Odobenus rosmarus divergens (Pacific walrus) is the source of this 4811-nucleotide messenger RNA. RefSeq names its product sema domain, transmembrane domain (TM), and cytoplasmic domain, (semaphorin) 6A (gene SEMA6A). The transcript is spliced from 19 exons. Bases 841 to 3933 code for a protein of 1030 amino acids. Gene Ontology annotation, molecular function: chemorepellent activity; semaphorin receptor binding. Gene Ontology annotation, biological process: axon guidance; negative chemotaxis; semaphorin-plexin signaling pathway. NCBI's taxonomy places the organism in Eukaryota, Metazoa, Chordata, Mammalia, Carnivora, Odobenidae. The record is from RefSeq and is a predicted model, not a curated record.